This is a messenger RNA of Mytilus trossulus (common blue mussel), 2033 nucleotides long. RefSeq names its product exonuclease 3'-5' domain-containing protein 2-like. NCBI's taxonomy places the organism in Eukaryota, Metazoa, Mollusca, Bivalvia, Mytilida, Mytilidae. Gene Ontology annotation, biological process: nucleobase-containing compound metabolic process. Gene Ontology annotation, molecular function: 3'-5' exonuclease activity; nucleic acid binding. The record is from RefSeq and is a predicted model, not a curated record. Gene Ontology annotation, cellular component: cytoplasm; nucleus. Bases 185 to 1849 code for a protein of 554 amino acids. The transcript has 12 exons.
GCUAUGACGUCACUUUUCGUUCUACAUGACGUUAUUGAAAUAUAGUAAUAUCCGAAAGUUAAACGUUUCCCUUCCGGAUUUGGAACAUCCGGGGUAUUGCAAUGGAUGCGCCCAUGAAACAAAAAUUGUGCAAUACUGAAUGUUUAAAAAAAUUAUUAGUUAAAGAUCUUAGAAUAACCCAACAAUGUUCAAAGACAGUUUAGCGAUAAGUAGAGUUAUUGGUACUGUGUUGGUUGGAGGCUUGGCAGCAUAUUUAUAUCUUAGAUUUAAAGACACAAAGAAGUAUAAACCAUAUAAAAGAAAAAAGGAAAUAUUCCUUAUAGACACUGUUGAAGAUUAUGAAAGUUUUAUUAAUACUGUCACAAUUGAAAAGGUUUUAGGACUAGAUUGUGAAUGGGUGUCCUUUAGUGGUAAGAGGCGUCCUGUUGCUUUGUUACAAUUGGCUACACAACUGGGACAAUGUGCAUUGAUUCGUUUGGAUCGAAUGGACUCUUUUCCUAAAUCAUUAAAAGAUAUAUUGGCAGAUAAAAGUAUACUGAAAGUAGGAGUUGCAGUUAAAGAAGAUGGCAAAAAACUUCAUCUUGAUUAUGGGCUAGUAGUAAAUGGAUGUGUAGACUUAAGACAUGUCCUUAAUAGAGUCAGAGGAAUAUACACCUGUCGUAGUAAAGGACUACAGGGCCAAGCUGAGAGUAUAUUAGGAGUAAUGUUAGAUAAAAGUAACCGUAUAAGAUGUGGAGACUGGGAAGCUGAUGAUUUUUCACAAGAACAGAUAGAAUAUGCAGCCAAUGAUGCGCUAGUAGGUGUAGAUAUAUUUAUGAACUUAAUCUUGGCCAAAAUGUGGGGCAAGAAACCAGAUAUUAAUAUAGAAGAUAUUUUCACCAUUGUUGAUGAAACAGAAUUUUGGACCUUUACGAGGUCUUUGGUACAAGGGACAGUAGAUGUUAAUGUUGGAGGAGCAUGGAAUUCUAAAAAUCCUGCUUACAAAGGACCACAACUAACAAAUGAUGAAGAGAUAUCUGUCAAAGAUAAAGAAACAAGAGCUUAUGUAUUACGACAACGGCCAUUAUACUACAACUGUUACCUUUUAGCUCCUGAUGGAGAAAGUCUGUGUACCUGUGAUAUAAAAAAGGCAGAGUGGUAUAUAGAAAAGGGUUUAGCAGACAAAGUAAAUGAUGACCCAUUCACAGUUCAAUUAAAAUUUGAACCAGCUGGUCGUCCGGCAUCUAAAGAUGAUUAUUAUUUACAAGAGAAAGAAAACAUUUGUGUAGUUUGUGGAUCAAAAGAAUCCUAUGUACGAAAGCAAGUAGUUCCUAAAGAAUAUAGAAGAUAUUUUCCUCCAUCACUGAAGGACCAUGCCUCCCAUGAUAUACUGUUACUAUGUAUGUCAUGUCAUGUUAGGAGCACACAGUAUGAUACAACUCUUAGGUACCAGUUAGCAGAUGAAUGUAAUGCACCUAUAGAUGAGGGAUCUGGAACUAAACAAUUAAGUGACCAGGACUUACAAAAAGUUAGAUCAGCUGCAAGAGCAUUGUUAAAUCCAAAAGCUAAAAUUCCUGAAUUAAGAAAGACAGAAUUAAAGAAGACAUUAGAAGAUUUUUAUGGAAUAACAGAUUUCUCACCUGAAAUACUGACACAGGCAGCAGAAAUUGAAUACAGGGUUGAUAACAAGAACUAUGAACCACAUGGUAAACUGGUGGUUAGAUAUAUGGAAAAAAAUGGAGGAUUACAUACGUUUGAAAAAAGAUGGAGGACAAAUUUCAUAAGCACAAUGAAACCCCAGUUCCUUCCAAAAUAUUGGUCCAUACAUCACAGACAUGAGCAACAUAAACAAUUAGAGGUCAUUGAAUGAGCUGGAAGGUCACACAUUGUGGUUGACAAUAGAGAUUAUAUUCCCCAUGGCAAGCUGGUUGUGAGAAGUAUAAAGAAGAGUGAAGGAUUACACGAGUUUCAGAAAAGAUGGCGUCAGCAUUUUGUUAAUACAAUGAAACCACAAUAUCUGCCAACAAAUUGGUCUAUUGAUCACAAACAUGAAA